GCCUACCAAUCGUGUUUCAUUCAUACCACCUCAACCUACAAUACUCUUCGUUUCACUACAAAAUUGAGUCAAGCAUUACCAUGGCAGGCAACAUGUCUCAGCUAGACGACGCAAUCAUUGCCAAGAUUAAGAAAUUGGUGCCCCAAUCGCUCGAGACAAGGGCCGACGCCGGCGAUUCUAACCUGAACGAGCGCUGUCUGUCGGCAUUGCUUUUGUCGACUCGCCUUUCCAGCACCACCAAACUACAGCGCAUUUUCUAUGACAGAAAUAUUUUAAUUGACUUCAUACUUCUUUUGGUAGAAGAGAACGCUACAGGUACGACGUUGUACGCGCGAUUAGCGGCUCAGUUGGCUGUGCGCCUUGCUGAAUGCGAGCCCGACAGAGAUGAAAGAGACAGAGCAACUUUCCAACAGCGCUCUUGUCGUCGGAUCGGGUCGGCUCUUUGUGGUAUUUUGGACCUGAGAACACGCGACACAAAGAAGCCUUUGAUGAUUGAGGUCAUUGACGUGGAAAUCGUUAUCGCACUUAAUGAAUUAGCUGCCAGGCUUGUACAAUAUCGAACUCGCACCGAUGGCGACGGGGACAUCGACAACGCUCUACUGGAAACAAUUCUGGAACAGGCAUGGAAGCUCGCGAUAAAUGCUGCGGUACACACAGAGGAGGCAAAGGGUGUUUCACUAUCAAACGAUCCCCUGGGGCCGAAAUUGAAGCAGCCAAGCGAAAUUAUGCACGAGACUUUGACACAACUUCUAAAUCAGAGUUCCAACGUGGUCUGUGAGCAGUCUCUGUCCGUGCAAAUGAGCGCAGAGACUACUCGUCUGUUCUUCGAUCAUGCAUCGAGAAUAACCAACUACAAAAUACCUUCGUACUAUCGCUCCGCUUUAAACUGGGCUCGGGAGGGAUUGGGUUCGUCCCCUUCCAGCUUUCUUGACGAAAGUCGAGAGUCCCCAUCGACUACAUCCGAAUGCUCCAGCCUUAGAUCCGCAUCUAUCCAAAUCAUUUUGUGGACCUCUCACUUGUUGGCAGCACUACCUUCAUUCCAAGCACAAAUUGAUGCCAACGAAAUGGAGAUUUCUGAAGGAUUGGCGCGCCUGAUUGUGGCCGGCUGUGUCUCUUCAUCGGCACAUCAUCAGGACCAAUCCGACACAUUCCGCUCCCUUUCUUGGAGCACGCUAGGUACUUUGGUACAAGCUAUUGGAUGGAGAUGGCUAUUUAGCGUCCAAUGGCAACAUACAUCGGUUUUUGGAUCAGCACAUUCUGUGUGUAUACUCUUACGACUGGCUGUAGGAGAAUGGAAAAUUCAGCUAGGUUUUUUACUAUCCGAGACAGAAGACAACGAACCUGACAGCCAAAGUCUUUUGAACGACAGCAAGGUGUCUAUAUUUCAAACUUGUGCGCAAGUGAUCAUAGCGGCUGUUGAAUAUGUUGUUGAGCUGGCAACGGAAGUGGAGAACGAUGGAAGUUUGUCUGUACCCGUCGACUCUGUGUUACAUUUGCGCGAGUCCCUUUACGAAUGUUUGGACGCUAUUGUGCAAUACUUUGCGUCCUUUGAGGAAUCCUUGACGAAAGGAGUUAGAGCUGAGUUGGUUGAUGUAUGUGUCAUUCGAGUCAUGAGUUCUUUGCUGAUGGAAAUGGAUGCGUUCGAAACAACUCUACCGACUAGUACGACUUUAAAGGAAGACGGAGAACAGGAGAAUGCUGUCUUGGGCGCACUCCGUCGGGCGAUGAACGUAGAUAUCAAGCAAGCGAGGGAAGCUUUGUUGCCAGGGCUGGCGUCCGUAUUUUCAUCGGCUAAAAACCACGAGGAUGAGAGCGACAUACGGGUAGGUCUGUUGAAAGAUUACGAUCUCGUGGGAGAUUCAUUGGCGGAUUUCUUGACCAUUUUCUGGAACGAAAGAGAUGCGGAUGGAUCCAGCAUUGAAUGGGCCUGCCGAACUACCGAAUUGUGGCUCUUCCUCACCGACGUUACCAAGGUGUCUACUAUUCAAGAUGGCAUCGUUCGGUGGCUCCAGCUGAGUACGAUUGCGCAAACUCGACGCCCUAGCGGCGCAGGUACAAGUAUACAUGGCGGCAAAGAAAGCACGCAACAAGCAGUAUAUGCGGCGGUUGGUUGCUACGCUUUUCUUCAAGGUGAUACGAAACCCGGUGAGCCGCACGCCUCUAUUCUACAGUGUGCGUUGCAAGAAUGCAGUGAACUUGUGGAGUAA
Molecule: messenger RNA, 2207 nt
Organism: Phaeodactylum tricornutum CCAP 1055/1
Lineage: Eukaryota; Bacillariophyta; Bacillariophyceae; Surirellales; Neidiaceae
Exons: 1
Coding region: 81-2207 (708 amino acids)
Source: RefSeq, a predicted model, not a curated record